AUGCUUUGUUCCAAAAUAUAUUUUUUAAAUAUUUUCUUAAGGUUCAUAAAAAUGGAUUUUCUUCGUCUUUUUCCUCCUAAAAGUCGUCAAUCUCGACUGGUUUUUUGUAACUAUCGGCAAAUGGGAAUUUUCUGCUGGUCUGCUGACGAGCCAAAUCAAAUUGUUAUGGUUUCUGCAUUGGUUAGUGGUGAUGAAAGGAUUAAUGCAGAAAAAUCAAACGAAAUUAUAACUUUUGAAAACAAACCAGGCGUGUUAUUCAGGCGUAUUUUGACAAUUCUUCUUUCGCCUGAAUUGCCAGUUGAAGCAGACUUUACUCAAAUUUUGGUAAAUAAAAAUGGAAAUUUGUUGGCUUUGGUAGGCAAAUGUAUGGUCUUCAUUGUUGAAUUGGACCCUGAUUUUUGGGAUUAUCGACAUCAAAUUGGUAUUUCUUUGGAUUUUGAUUCUUCUGUGGAACAUCUCAAAAGCGAAUAUUAUGCAAGAUGUGAUCUUCUUCACUUCAAUUUAUUUAUGCGCAAAUAUGCACCUUCAAUUAUAAAGGCCGUUUGGUUUGAUCCUCAAAAAGAUACGAAACAAUAUUUUGUCAAUGAAUUUCAAGCUUCUGGAGGGUUGCUUGCUCUGCUUUAUUCAGACAGCGUAAUAAGACUUUACGAUGUCAAUUCAGUUAUAGAUAGACCAUAUUGUGUUAUAGAUUUCAACAUUCUUUUGUUAGAUAGAACGCCUAGCGAAAGUGGCGAAGAAUUUAAUGACAACAAUUCUGGUAUUGAUAGCCGUCCUCAUUCAACUUUUGGAUUUGUUACUCAAAUUGUUUCUUUCGAUUUUGGACCUAUUUUUCCAAUCGUCGACAUGUCAGCUAGCAAUAAAUCGAAGUCAUCUUCUCUUUUUUCUGUUUUGUCUUUGGAUAUGAAUGGCGGGAUUUAUAUUGCAUUUUUUCAAUUUCAUCAUUCAAAUAAUACAAUUUUAUCAAGUCUAGCACCAAUUGGUCCUUUGACAUGCACUUUUCCAAUUGUUGGGCCUCAGUCUCCGCCAAUUUCCAGUCGACUUCUCUGUUCUUCUAUAGAUAUUCAUAGUAUUCGUCACUCCCAAUCACAAUUAAUUCCGAUUUUUGCUAUUGCGAGUGAAGAUGGAUUUUUGGCUCAUUUACUUUUAGCUUACAACAAUUCCUUCUCUGAUCAAAAUUUGUUUGAAAUUGAGCAAUUAACAUCUGAGGGCUUCUUUAAUCUGUUUGCUUUUGAAUUUAUGCAAAUUUCUUCUGAUGACAAGGCGUCCAAGACUGGAACGAAAAAUUUGAAGAAAAAGGCACUUACAUCGUUAAAAGCUUCUUCAAUUAAAUUGCUACAAGAUCCAUUUGAACGAUAUUCUUCUUCAUCAUGUUCUUAUUUUGUAAUUUGUUCUCGUGAUCUCUUCCGAAUCGACUUAUCCUCUGUUCGAGUUCAGUUGAUUGAAAAUUGUGGUGUUGAUCAAUCUAAAAAUCAAAGUAUUUCUUUACCUCAGUCAUCAAUUCAUCAAUUAUUAUCUUUUAAUGACGAUGGGGUAAUCUCGUCAAUUGCUUCAUUUGAAUUGUUACGCUUUCCUCUUUCCAGUACAUUUUCUAAUCUUGAUAUUAAUCAACCAAUUAACAAUUACAAAUCUCAACAACAUCAACUACUCGCUGCUCUUUGUACUUCUCAAUUUAAUUUAAAUGAAAAUGGGACAGAUCAAAUAAAAUUCUCUCAUCAUUUUUUGGCAACUUUAUUUAACAGGUUAUUUUUGUUUUAUUAA
Meloidogyne enterolobii is the source of this 1758-nucleotide messenger RNA. The record is from the annotation of a GenBank genome assembly. Lineage: Eukaryota; Metazoa; Nematoda; Chromadorea; Rhabditida; Meloidogynidae.